UUUAACUCAUUCACAAGAUAACUGAGAAUAUCCGCAUUCACAAAACACAGUGACACAGAUCAGCACCACCUCUCAGCAGCAGCAGCAGCAGCAAGGCACAGUCAGUCUGUGCUGACCGGAGAUGUACACAUAGAGGAAGCCAAGGAAACACUGCUAGCUAAGCUAAGGCUUGCAGACAAAUGCUUAGAGCUGUUCUAGAGAUUUGCAGAGGAAUAUCCCUUGAACUAAAGCCAUAUCUGCGGAUUUAUCCCAGAGACACUAUGCAGCCCAGCUACAAUCUUGGGAGCGAUUGCAUCCGUCUGUAGCAUCUCUGGAUUUCUGACGCUGUAAGCCGCAAACAAAAAAAUUGCGCGUGAUCCCUCGCCGCUGGUGUGGUGUUUGGGGGGGGGGGGGGGGACACACCUAUACGUCAGUAGCCCACGGUCAAGGAGGAGUAUUCAUUGAGACUUUUCCUAUAGCUGGGAUGCAUACAAAGGGCAAGACGGAGAAGCAGUAGCUACCUGGAUCUGGGUGGAGACUAUAUACUUGCCUAGCACCAUGGAUCUAAAAAUGCACAUAGGAUCUUCUGAUGUACCUUGAUGGAAGAUACAAAUUAAACAUAUUACUAUCCAAAGAGUGACUGUCAUUACAUACUCAAGGAAGGAGGUAGCAAGGCCAUGGAUAUUUCAACUGGAGACAUCCAGCAGGUUCUUUCCCUUGACCAAAUUCGUUCCAUCAGGGCAAACAAUGAUUACGUGGAGCGGCCAGCUGUCUCAUUUAUGCAGACUUGGUCUAAUCCUUCCAUUUCCCAACAUGCUGCAAAACAAGAGUGGUCUAAUGACCACCUGGUGUCCUAUAAUCACCAGGAUCUACAUCGCAGCCAAAGUCAUCAACACCAAUCACAACAUCUUAUCCACGAUCUAAGUCAUUCCAGUACAAUAAGCUCAGUUUCUCGGAGUACCACAGCAUCAGACCAGAGACUACUAACUGGAAUCACUCCAUCUAAUUCAGGGCAUUCACUUAUGAGGACACAGCCUAAGGAUGGUGACCUGAAGCAAGACCAGUUUGUUAUAGGGAUAAUGGAGAGGUCAGAUAGAUACAUGAUAGAUACACGCCAUUAUUUCAUCUGUGAGGAGUGUGGGCGUUGUACUUGUGAUGAAUGCACACAAGUUCGGAAACUUCCUUCUUGUUGGAUUUGUAACCAGCGCUGCUUGUGCUCGGCCAAAAAUGUCAUUGAGUAUGGAACUUGCCUUUGUUGUAUCAAAGGCCUCUUCUACCAUUGCUCUUCCGAUGAUGAGGACAACUGUGCUGACAACCCCUGCUCUUGCAGCCAAGGAUCCUGCUGUGCUCGAUGGGCAGUCAUGAGCUUCCUUUCUUUCUUCAUGCCCUGUCUAUGCUGCUACCCUCCUCUUAAAGGUUGCCUAUCACUCUGCCAGAAAAGCUAUGACAAAGUAAAAAGACCAGGCUGUCGCUGUGAGAAUCAUACCAACACUGUCUGCAGGAAAAUAUCUUCAUCUAGUGGCACACCAUUCCCAAGGCCUUUUGACAAACCAGUAUGACCUAAGAAGACCGUCAUGGAUAUGAUCCUACUUCCUACUUUCCUUUAGUACUUCCCGCUGUCCACUUCUUGGAAACACUUGGUGCCAGAGUCAGCGAAAGCCUUACCAACACCCUAUUAACAAUUCAGGAAUGUAAGAAAUAUUUUUAACAGAAUGUAAUUUGGGUGGAACAAUAAACAAUUACAUAAAGAUAUAUAGAUUAAAUAGACACCUCUAAAACUCCUCAAGUUCACACUGCAGUAGACCAUGUGACUUUUGGUUCUGUAAUGAUGACAUUGAGAUCUCUGCCAUAUGACCUCCUCUGAGUAGGAUAUCAUCUGUGUAAGAAUGGAAGUUAUAUAAAAGUGGUCUGAAGAAAUCUUCUGCCUGGACAUAUUACAAGUGAAACACUUAAAAAAAAAAAAAAAAGCCAGGA
Molecule: messenger RNA, 1953 nt
Organism: Rana temporaria (common frog)
Lineage: Eukaryota; Metazoa; Chordata; Amphibia; Anura; Ranidae
Gene: SPRY3
Product: sprouty RTK signaling antagonist 3
Exons: 2
Coding region: 657-1538 (293 amino acids)
Biological process (GO): negative regulation of Ras protein signal transduction; negative regulation of MAP kinase activity; multicellular organism development
Cellular component (GO): cytosol; membrane
Source: RefSeq, a predicted model, not a curated record